Molecule: messenger RNA, 5613 nt
Organism: Pomacea canaliculata
Lineage: Eukaryota; Metazoa; Mollusca; Gastropoda; Architaenioglossa; Ampullariidae
Product: multiple epidermal growth factor-like domains protein 11
Exons: 14
Coding region: 2815-4425 (536 amino acids)
Molecular function (GO): scavenger receptor activity
Source: RefSeq, a predicted model, not a curated record
CCUCUACGCCGCUGAUGACAACUUUAAACACUUCCUCUUCAGUUCCAGCUACUGCUACUGAAUACUCUUCAUUUGCGCCCACAGGUUUCGUCCAUAGCUUUAUUUAUUUCUCCUUUAUGUUUCCUUUUUCUUUGAUUCUUUUCUGUUUUCGUUUAUUCCGACUGGCAUGUCUUAUCAUCUGACUUGUUUUUGUUAUUUAUUUAAAGAUUUGCUUUCUUUUAAAAAAUCUUUAUUUUAGUACUAUUAUACGGUUCUUCGUGUUUCAUGUCUUGUGUAUUUAAGGUGUAUUUAUAGCAUAUUUAGAAAAUGUAUUUAUAAUGUGCUAAGAAGAUGUAUUUGUUAUACAUUAUUUAUGUAUAUGAGAGCAUUCUGUACAGAAAAAUGACUUAUUUACAGUGACGAUGCAGAUCAUACACAAAACGAUGUAUUUUUAUUUCAAAACCUACUAAUUUAAGAUCAUUCGAGCAAACCUAAAUUAGUUAUGAGAAAUAAUCUUAAAAUUAACUUUGAAAUCUUAUUCAAUCCCAAAUUCAUAUCUUUCUGGGUUAAAAAAAGACAUAUGGAAACUAUUUUCCUCUCAUAAAGUAACCUUUACUUUUGUCUGUGAAGAGACUGUCAGUGUGGCAGGUCCUGUGGCUGGCGCUGCUGUCGGGUGUGCUGUCGUCUUUUUUAUUAUCGGUGCUGUCUUCGGCUGGUGGUUAAGAAAAUCACGGUUUCAGCAACCGUCUGCAAAUGGCUCUUCACCUUGUGGAAUCUCGAUGACAAGUGACACGGGAACAUCCAGGUCAACAUCUCGCUCCGACAAGAAGGUAGACACUACACCCGACUACACCACCAACGUCUACGACGCACUCAAAGCCCGUGAUGACAACAACACAACAGCUUACACAUCUCUUAACUUCCACACUGAUGUCCACAGAUGAGAGUAACACAAAUGGAGAGUCAACAACUCGUUGUCUACAGUCAGUUUGUCCAGAUAUGGGGAAAUGAUUCCCUAUAAUAUGAUAAGUCUUUAAAAUAGAGUAUUUCUCUGUGUUCAUUUUGUACUUGUAUUUUGUGUAAAUGUUACUUACUAUAUCUUCUGUAACUGUAAAAAGGCACAUGUGUUACAAUGUAAAUAUUUUUGUGUUGAUGACAAUCCUGUUUAUACUAUACAGUUUAUGUGUAUAUAGCUUUGAUGGUUUUGUAAUGCUCCCUCUUGAAACGGGUCGACGCCCUAUUCAAUAAAGUGAUUUUGAUAUUUUAAAUGUCAGCAGCAGGGGGGACAGUGUGGGCUGUUCUCACUCCUUGUUUGUGUUAUCGCCUUUUGUAUGUAAACAGUCAGCGGUCAGCACAGUCGCCAUCUUAUUUCAUUGCCACCUUGAAAAUUGUCUCCCUUUCACAUGACAAAAAUGUUCAUCGCAUUUAAUGUUUGACCAUGCAACAUGUGCUAAAGUCUUUUUAAAUUACAAUUAAGAUUAACUAAAGGUUAUCUCCCUUUGUUUAUUGUGUCUGCCCCUAUCUUGCAGCAGCAGCAGCUAGAAUGUUUUUCGAGAAGACACUUGUUAGCUAUACCUCAUUCUUGCAUUUCUUCAGGAGCUUGAAGAUGCUUGUUUACCUGUGGCUAAAGAUGAACUUGUACGAACAUUUUGACAGUGGCAUGUGAUAUAUGAUAACCCUUGACAUCACUACAAGUAUUAUUUGUGUCUAUCACUUACACGGCCACAGGCAGAGGUUAGGCGAGUCAACAUAACAUUUGAUUACUUUCCAUCUCCUUCACUUUUUCUGCCUUACAUCACCUGCAUUAAAACUUUAACCUAUGGUUACAUACACUUAUGGUACUAAUGAUUAGAUUUUAAUGUUUUGUCUAUUGUUAGCUGUAAUUAAUUUGAGAGUACCCGCGAUAAUUUUGAACCAAACGAACCAAACCCAUCAUAUAGGAGCAGUGACUUAUUUAAAUCAAAUUUACCGAGCAGACAAUAAUUUUGAAGACGAGAAUUUCAGAAUUCAUACGUGCAACACAAACAAUGAGAAAGUAGAGCUGAAAAUGUUCUUCAUGUAUUUGCUAAUUUUUGCCCUCAAUACCAGAUGUCGCCUCAUGUAUGAUGAGUGUUUGAUGCAAACAAAGUUGUUACCUUGUGAGAUGAAUGUCGUAUCAUUUUCAUGCAAAAGUCUGUUUGUACACUGGUAGACAACAGUUUCUUUGUUCAUCGCCCUUGUUAAACGUUUUCUUACACGAGAUUUUGCGUCUAUCGCAUUCCCAUGAGCACAUAACUUGAACUUAGAUAUACACGCACACACACACAUAAACAAAUACAAAAGGAACCAUACUAUAAUGUACGAGAAUUAAAAGAGAGCAAUCAGAAUCUCAAAACUUCAGUGUGUAUUAUCAUAUUAGUUUUAGUGUUCGAUAUUUAGAGAAAAUGUUUCCAGUACCCGAAUGUAAAUUAGACAUAAUGGUGACACAAAAAAAGAGUCUAACCUGGUCAGACAACCGGACUAUACGGAACAAAGUUAUAUUGUGAUCUGAGCUGCAUGUCGUAUAUCCAGGGCUUUUUUUUACAGUUGUGAAGUAAAUAAUCUGUCCAUUCAUCGCCUCUUCUGCGCAACUUGUUCCGCAAAUUUACUGAACACACACAGGCACACACAAACCACAACCUUAAAAGUGUCAGCUGAAAUCUCAUAACUGCAGUGUGUGGUAUUUACAGACAUAUUGCCAGGUAUCUGUCUGUACAUUUGAUGAAAAAUGUUUAUCGCUGCUAAGGGUCCCAUUGAAAGGGGAAUUUCACGACAGGUCAGGGACAAGGAAGUAAUAAGAGGAGGGACUUGUUGAUCAUGGCGGACUGUAGGUGUGUACAGGUGUUUAUGUUCUGUGUCUUUAUACAAAUAUUCCUUCUGUGUGUUGCCCAGGACACACACAUGAAAAAUGUGGCACAAAACAAACCAUGUGGCACAAGCUCCUUGUACAGUACCUCUAACAACUGCUCAGCAGCUUUAAAUGGAAACACAAACACUAUUUACCAAGAAAAUCCACCCAACUGUAUCCACACCGCGGAGCUCGACACGUCACCUUUCUGGUGGGUGGACCUGGGAGAGAAGGUCAUCAUCACCAUGAUCACGAUCUACGGACGGACAGACUUUAUAGAGAGAAUGCGUUGUGUUAACGUGUCUGUCGAUGGAGUUGUCAUCGAAAGAUUCACAGAUGUGAGUGGUUGGACCAAUGAUAAAUACACCAUCCCAGUGCUUCGUGGUGGGCGAGUGGUCAACAUCACUAAAGACUGUGACAGCAUGGGACUUACGAUAAACAUCUGUGAGGUACAGGUGUGGGAAUGUGUUGAUGGAUAUUAUGGAACCGACUGCUCACAGACCUGUGGAAAGUGUGACAAAAAUUAUGUCUGUAACAAGACAUCAGGCUGGUGUACAUCAUGUCAAACAGGAUUCAAUUCUCCUCUCUGUAAUGAAUGUGCUAAUGGUUGGUAUGGAACCAACUGCUCACAGACCUGUGGAAACUGUCGCAGUAAUUCUGUCUGUGACAAGACGACAGGCUGGUGUACAUCAUGUCAAACAGGAUUCAACAUUCCACACUGCAAAGAAUGUGUUGACGGUAGGUAUGGAGCUGACUGCUCAAAGAUCUGUGGAAACUGUAUCAUUGCUUCUGAUUGUGACAAGACGACAGGCAGGUGUACAUCAUGUAAAACAGGAUUCAGUCUACCAAACUGUACAGAUUGUGAGAACGGUUGGUAUGGAAACAAUUGUGCUGAAAAGUGUGGACAUUGUGUGGGAGGUAGCUCUACCUGUGACAAGAUCAACGGAAGUUGUCCCUCCUGUGACGGGGCAUUCAAACCUCCUUUGUGUAAAGACAAUUGUGAGAAAGGUUAUUAUGGACACAACUGUGGUGAAACGUGUGGACAUUGUACGGGAGGUAACUCUACCUGUGACAAUAUAAACGGAAGUUGUCCCUCCUGUGACGGGGCAUUUCAACCACCUCUGUGUAAAGACAAUCUUUCCUCAGAGCCCCCGAUGACAACUUUAAGUACUACGUCUUCAGUUAAAACCACUGCCACUGAAUACCCUUCAUUUUCGUCCACAGUGGGGAUGUCAUGUGACAAUGACAAAGAGACUGUCAGUGUGGCAGGUCCUGUGGCUGGCGCUGCUGUCGGCUCUGGUGUCUUCUUUUUUAUUAUCGGUGUUGUCGUAGGCUGGUGGUUAAGAAAAUCACGGUCUCAACAACCAUCUGCAAAUGACUCUUCACCUUAUGAAAUCCCGAUGAUGGGUGACACAGGAACCUCUUGGUCAACAUCUCGCCCUGACGACAAGGUAGACAAUACACCCGACUACACCAACAUCGGCUACAGCACCGACGUCUACGACGCUCUCAAAGCCCCUGACGACAACAACACAACACCUUACACGUCUCUUGGAUUCAAUACUAAGGCCCACCGAUGAGAGUAACACAAACGAAGAGACACCAACUCGUUGUCUGCAGUCAGUUUGUCCAGAUAUGGCGCAGUGACUACAAAUAUAUUCCACAAUAGGUGGAUGGUUCUUUUACAUUUGUCGUCUUUCCUAAGGUCAUUUGAUUGUAAUAUUACAAUUUAUUAUUAAUAUUUUAAUAUUAGUGCUCCACACUUCUUGGUGCAAUCUUUAUACUCAUGUUGGACUUUUUUACCGAUCUUCACCUACGUCUGUGACAGCCAAACGUUUUGACUUAUCUGUGACAAAGCAGAGAUGAUGAUGAUGAUGAUGAUGAUGAUGAUGAUGAUGAUGAUGAUGAUGAUGAUGAUUGAUGAUUGAUGAUUGAUGAUGAUGAUGAUGAUGUAGUGGUUAAAAUACUCGAUGUCACCACUGCAGUGAGCUGCUCAGGGUUCAAAUCUCGUCUCGAGAUGUGUAACUGUAGCUGUCUAUAGGUCCAGUCUACGCAGCCGGAAGAUGGGCCGUGAGUGUUUUGGGUAAUACCUCAGACUGAUGGGCUUGUCAGAUGCCAUGAGACUUUUUGUUUUGUGACUUGUUCAAUCUACUGAUAUCCUGGAGCAUAUGGCCCAGGAAAACCCCAGCAGACAUCGUUUGGUAUGUUGAGCUAUGAGGUCGCUCGUCCCCUGAGACAGUGUCAUUUAGUGGAUAAUGUAUGUCGCCAAGUGGAAAUGUUUUGCUUGGGAGAUUGUUUUUAAGAUUUAAGAUAAGUUGUGAAUGUGGAAGAUAUAUAUCUAUACAGAGAGAGAGAUUUUUGUAAUAUUAGUUCCCAGAGACAGUGAAAGUGCCGAACUUUACACUUUGUUAUUCCGAAGUUGAACAUCAAGAAAAGGAACUUUCUCUCAGGACUGGUUUUAGAAUUAAAUAUCAUUAAUAAGUAAUAAUAACAUACCUUAGAUAGUAGUAAGGGUUAACGGAGGUAUGUUUAGUUUUGUUUAGUUUAGUUUAGUUUAGUUUAGUUUAGUUUAGUUUAGUUUAGUUUAGUUUAGUUUAGUUUAGUUUAGUUCUUGAUACUCCUCCAGGAGCAUAGGGCCUCAACAACACCUCGCCAGGGAACCAGGUUUUGGGCAGCACCAUUCAGUUGGGCCCAUGUAUGUUUACUAGGGAUUUACUGUUAACACUUUUUUGUGUAUUUUUAUUGAAGAGUAUUAAAUGUAUACAAAC